UUCAGUUUUUAAUGGGCCAUUAGAGUUAAAAGGAAACCCCAUCUCUGAUCUCUCUCUGUCUUCUCUCUGUUUUUGUGGUCUCCUUUAAACCCUCCCUGUCUUUUGCCACAGUACAUUCAAAGCGGUGAUCUUCGUUGGGGAUUUUCAGACCAACCAUUUUCUUUUCUUUUUUACCCCUCUUCUUCAUUUACAGCUUCUCUGUCAUUAUUCGGCUACUUUUGGGAUUAUGCACGAAACCCAUUUCAGGAACUCUUCAAAAGCUCUGUUUUUUUUUCUAGAGGGACUGUGACAGAGCCUGGAUAUCAAUGGCGAAUUGGAGCAGCGUCCCGAGAAAAAGCAAUGGCUUCAGUGAAGAAUUGGAAGAAGGAGAAGUAUGGAAUUCUGUUGAAGAAAGAGAAGAUUCUUCAGAUUUUAACUCUAGAAAGUCCACAGAUUAUUACUACUCAUCUUCUAAUUCUUCUUCUUCCACCACGUGGCGUGUACCCACUGCUCCAAAAAUGAUCCCAAAAUCCAUUUCAACAAGAACCCACGAAACCCAGAUGGCGGCAAAUCGAUCCUCUGCUCCGGUGGACAUUCCCGAUUGGUCCAAAAUUUACGGCAAAAUGGGCUCAUCGGCCGGCGACCGUUCCUGCGGAAAAAAUGACGACGGUGACCAAUACGGCGGUGAAGAAGACGACAUGGUGCCUCCCCAUGAAUGGAUUGCUCAGAAAUUGGCAAGAAGCCAAAUUUCGUCUUUCUCUGUGUGUGAAGGGAUCGGAAGAACUCUCAAGGGGAGAGACCUCAGCAAAGUUCGAAACGCCAUUUUAACAAAGACUGGUUUUUUAGAGUGAUGUUUAACAGUCUCUGCUUUCUAAACCUAAACGGCAGAGACGAUCAUCAUCGUUUUGUUCUGCGUUUUUCUUGUUUGCUUACUGCAAUUUUUGUGGUCUCUUAGAACUUAGAACAGAGUUUCUAGAAAGAAAAAAGAUGGAGAAUUUGCAGUG
Molecule: messenger RNA, 983 nt
Organism: Momordica charantia (bitter melon)
Lineage: Eukaryota; Viridiplantae; Streptophyta; Magnoliopsida; Cucurbitales; Cucurbitaceae
Product: protein S40-1
Source: RefSeq, a predicted model, not a curated record